Messenger RNA from Osmerus eperlanus (European smelt), 4002 nucleotides. It is a transcript of the gene ulk4, whose product is annotated as unc-51 like kinase 4. Bases 2 to 3919 code for a protein of 1305 amino acids. Gene Ontology annotation, molecular function: protein kinase activity; ATP binding. Gene Ontology annotation, biological process: protein phosphorylation. The transcript has 36 exons. The record is from RefSeq and is a predicted model, not a curated record. Lineage: Eukaryota; Metazoa; Chordata; Actinopteri; Osmeriformes; Osmeridae.
GAUGGAGAAUUUCGUGUUGUAUGAGGAGAUAGGAACAGGCAGCAAGUCAGUGGUGUAUAAAGGACGGAGGAAAGGCAGCAUCAAAUUCGUAGCCAUCAUCUGCAGUGACAAGUCGAAAAGGCCUGAAAUCACCAACCAUGUACGACUGACCCACGAUAUCAAACAUGAGAAUGUGGUGACCUUCUAUGAGUGGUAUGAAACCAGCAACCACCUGUGGCUGGUGGUGGAGUUGUGUACAGGGGGCUCUUUGGAGUCAGUCAUCACCCAGGAUGAGUGUCUGUCAGAGGAGGUGGUCCGGGAGUUUGCCAUUGAUCUGAUCAAAGGCCUCAGACACAUCCAUGAUGCUGGCAUUGUCUUCUCUGACCUCACCCCCUCCAAGAUCUUGUUGGAUGGACCAGGGACGUUGAAGCUGUCUAACUUCGUCCUGUCGAAAGCAGAAGGAGAGAACCUGGAGGAGUUCUUUGCCCUGGUCUCUACCGAGGAGCCGGGAGGAGAAGGCCAGGAGAACACCAGCAGGAACAUCAAGAAUAGAACACAAGGUUCUCCUCUGUUCUGUGCUCCAGAGGUAGUGAAGGGAGGAGAAACUACUGUCAGUAGUGACCUGUGGGCUUUGGGCUGUAUCCUCUACAACAUGUAUUCAGGAAAGCCGCCGUUCUACUCUGAGUCUUUCCCUGAGCUGAUUGAGAAGAUUCUACAUGAUGAUACUCCGUCUCCAAGACAACCGGGGUCUUCCUCAAGCAAGCCUAGUAAGGAGUUCCAAAGCCUUCUCAAAGGUCUGCUCCAGAAAGAUCCACAGAAGAGAAUGAGCUGGCCUCAGGUUGUGGCUCACCCCUUCUGGACAGGAGCUCUCACUGAUGAGGAGGAGAGAGAGGCCUCAGUCUGCUCCAGCAUGGAGAGAGAGGGGGCUGGGCUGCCCCCCCCCAGCCAGCCAGCAGAAGCCAGACCAGCCUCAGGGAACCUCCCGAGACAGGGUUGGCCGGGGACAACAGUGGCAGCUGGUGUUGAGGAACCAGUUGUCAUGCACCCCAAUAAGUCAUUUCGAUUAGACAAUGUACCAGAGCUCAGACCUAAGAGUGCGCUGGAUGGAGACGCCAAAGAAUCCAUUUUCCUGCUCAGUUCCCGUCCAACUCCAAGAAUGAGUUGCACUGCCAGAGACACAACUAGCAACGCACCAAGUCGCUUAACUCAGGACAGCCUACUGCUUAGUGGCGUGGGUGACAUCACUUCCUGUAUCAAGGAGCUGGUCCACACUGAGGCUGACCUCACCGUGACCCCUAUUAUGGACAACCCCAAGAUUCUGAAAAGUGCACCAGUGCGAUAUGACCCCAAGACUCUGUGUGUCCCAGCACACUCAGUGGAGAAGCUGGUGUCCAUGAGUCCCGGCGAUUGGUCAGCUUUCCUGCAGCAGCUGUGUGCCUGUCUGGAACCUUCCCAGCAGGCCCACCACAAGCCCUGCCCGGCCCCUCCGCCUGUGCCGCCUCCACCCCUCCCGGCCUCCACCCGCUCCAGACUCAACCUGCUCUGCUACCUCUGCUCCGUGGCUGCACACCGGGCCACCGCCACCCGCCUCAUCAACUCCAAACUGUUCCCAGUGCUGACCCAACAGCUGAGACUGGCUCCUAAUUGGGAUGUGAGAACCAAGGUGAUGAGGGUUCUGGGUCUCCUGGCCCUACACUGCACCGACCUUUCAGAGGAGACCCCUGUCACUGAGGCGGUAGCUAUGUUCACCGAGCUGAUCCGAGAGAACUUCCGGAACAGCAAGCUGAAGCAGUGCCUGCUCCCACCACUAGGGGAGCUGCUCUAUCUCAUCGCCAGCCAGGAGGAGAAGAAAGAGCACCCAGGAGGAUUGUGGGUCGUUCCCGCUGCCUCCUACACUGUGUUAAUGAGGUGCCUUCGGGAAGGGGAGGAACUGGUGGUGAACCACAUGGCAGCUAAGAUUGUGGAGAAUGUGUGUACCACAGUGUCACAGUUGGCUCAGGGCUUCAUCACCAUGGAGAUAGGCCCCAUGCUCUGGUACCUGUUCACACACUCCACCGUGGAUGCUCUCCGUGUCACUGCCGUCUCUGCCUUGUGCAGAAUCACACGCCACUCCGUUGGAGUCUUUCAGAGCGUGAUCGACAAGGUGGGGCUGCCGGCCGUGCUGGACAGCCUGGUGUCGGGUAUUAGCCGAGUGCAGCAGCACCUGCUGACCAUGUUGGCCGCCAUGCUGUCCUCAGGCACCCACACACACAGGCUGGUGACUGAGAAGGAGUUUGUGUUGAAGGUGAUGCGUUCCCUGGAGAGCCCUUCCCCGGCUAUCAGGGCCAAGGCCUUCCUGGUGCUGCUUCUGGUCCUCCUCAACAACAGAGACAUGCUGCUGCUCUGCUGCAACUCCAGGUUGGUGAUGUACACAGAGAGAGACAUCAGAAAGAGCACACCUUCACGGGAGCAACAAAGCAGCAAUGAAUACCUGUCAAAAUGCCUGGAUCUGCUCAUCCAUCACCUGCUGCAGGAGCUGCCCAGCAUCCUGGAGGACAUCUUGGGAGCUCUGGGCAGCAUUGUGGGAAGGAAACAUCCCUCGGCCUCCCAAGCCAGACAGCUCAAACACACCCUUCCCAUGAUGACUGUGGUUCUGCACCUUCUCACAUCCCAGAUCUUCCGGCCCCAGGUGGUGAACAAGGAGUUUCUUUCCAAGUUGGGAGCCUUGCUGACUCAUACCGCCUCCAUAGACAUCAGUGACACCAGUCUGGGCACUGCUGUAGGUUCUGCUGCCUCCGAGGAGCUGGUCAGGACCAGCCUGGCAGCCGUGGAGGCCAUCACCCAGCACCCUGCUCUCCUCGGCCCCCACCACAGCACCGUGGUCGAUGUCAUCCUUCCCCCCCUCACCUCCCUUGUCUUCAGUAAGAACGUGGAGUGGUGUAUCGUCAGCUUGCGGGUGCUGUCAGAGAUCACUCUGCUGCUACUGAGCCAGGAGGCCAUUGGGGAAGGAGAGGGGGGGGAGGAGAGGAGAGAGGGAGGAGGACAGGAAAAGAAAAGCUCUUCAGCCAGCACACUAUUGGCUGUCAUCACUGAUGCACUUUUUCCACGGUAUGACCUCAUCCUCCUGGAGCCUGACCCAGUUCCAGUUUACGCUCUCAAACUUCUGGUGUCACUGAGCGAACAUAGCACCCCUGUUAACAGGCUCAUCAGCCAGAGCCGCAUCCUGCCUGUGGUGUUCCAGAUCAUUGCGGAGCACCAGGAGAACCUCUUGGGUGGAACCAUGCAGAACGCCAUGGCUCUCCUCUCCAACCUGACAGCCCACUCAGACACAGACCUCCGGCCUCUCUACCAGCUAGGUCUGGUGGAGGUGGUGGUGAGAGUGCUCUCUGAUGCUGCUCUGCAGUACCUAGAGAGGGACGAACGCCUGGGGAGGAAGAACGUGCAGGCGAUCCUGCUGUCUCUGCUGGAACUCCUCCACAACCUCCUGAGGAACAUCUCCACAGUGGUGCGUCUGGCCCUGCAGGCCCAGCAGUCCGAAACAGGAGAAGAGACCCGGGCUGCAGAAGAGCUCCUGUUCAUCAACAAGCCUCUGACAGACCUGACCAGUCUGCUCAUAAACAUGCUGCCCGGUGAGGAGCAGGAGGUGUACGAGGAGGCCAGUCAUUGUGCGUCCCUGCUGGUGCAGCUGUACGGUGGGGACGGCCCGGCCGGCCUCAGCCCCGCCACCCUGCGGAGCCUGGCCCUCAGCCUGCAGCGCCGCGCCCAGCCCCGACAGCUCCGCCUGCUGCUGCGGCUCCUCAAACGCCUGGUCUCUGCGUGCGACGGGGGGGUUUGGAGAGACACCCAGGAAGGUUGUGAGCUUCUGCAGGCUCUACAGAAUCUGAGUCACUCCUCCAGGUGUCAAGCUGAUGUUGCCGUGGCGUCGCUGGCUGCUGAAAUCCUCAGAGGGUGUGGCCUGUAACACCCACAGAAACCCACCAUUUUCUACUGUAUAGCUGUCAGUGUAUUUAAUUUAUAUAAUAAAACUGAUCCUGUUUGAUCUUG